Molecule: messenger RNA, 2403 nt
Organism: Clonostachys rhizophaga
Lineage: Eukaryota; Fungi; Ascomycota; Sordariomycetes; Hypocreales; Bionectriaceae
Source: the annotation of a GenBank genome assembly
AUGGACCGAGCUGACAAUGUCCUCUGUGAGAAAUGUCAGGGUAUCCAGCUCGAUGACAGAGUGCUCAGCGAUUAUAUUCGCAGACUCCCAGAUGGCAGCAAGUAUUCCGAUAAAACCGGGAACUCGGAAGAGAUUCUUGUUCCAAUAGCCAGUUGGUCUGACUAUCCGCCCGAGUUCCCCAAACUACAGGAGUCGCAUAUCAAAACAGGUUGCAUAUUCUGCAAAUACCUCCGGGAGGCAGUUCUCCUUUCCAAGGUUGAGUUCAAGGAAUCCCCUAUAGAUAUACAUCUUUCACAUAACUGGUUCAACGAUGGAACCUUUCUGGGUAAGGGCGAUAUAACUCGGGAUUGCAAUUAUUCCGGUAUAGUAGGGCAUGUUACAGAUGGAGAAGCGAAGUAUGGCAUAUACUUCAGCCCUGGGUCCGAUGAUUUUCAAAUAUCUCAAUGGUUAGGCAUAUACAGCACCCCAAAGCCGGUGGCACUAUGCAAAGAGAAUGUUCUGUGGGCCACGAACCUAUUGGAAAACCUGGACCACACUUCAGCUAGGCAGGAGGAUUCUGACCACGGGUUUCUUCCGACCAGGCUACUUGACAUCGGAGAAACCGGUACACCAAAUCCUCGUCUGGUAUCAACAGCAAAAGAAACAGGAACGAUAUCAUAUUGUGCCCUCAGCUACUGCUGGGGGGCUCUUCCACAGCUAACGACAACGAAAUCGACUUUUCAACAAUAUUCAUUACAAGGAAUCCCCUUGCACGAGUUGACGAAAGUUUUCAAAGAUGCCAUUGAAGUUUGUCACACUUUUGGCAUCCGGUAUCUUUGGAUAGACGCUCUCUGUAUCAUCCAAGAUGACCCAAUCGAUUGGGAAAGAGAGACCACAAUGAUGCACCGAGUUUACCGCAAUUCAUACUUCACCAUAUGUGCAUUAUCUUCCGACUCAACCCAUACCAGCUUUUUGCAGAGGAAGCAGCAUAGGCUUGAUCUAAAUUUUCUAUCACUGCUAGAUUCGGAAAUUUCGGGGAAAUUGACCUUGGAAUUCCAAAGAUUACCACAUCAGGGCGCUGUGCCGUUUCUGUAUAGAAACGACCUUCUCGGAGACACCACAUGGUCCACACGGGGUUGGACAUUUCAGGAAGAUGAGAUGUCUAAAGCAGCGCUUUAUUUCACGAACUCGCGGUUGUUCCUUAGGACUGGAAAUCAAUAUUUCACCGAAGACGGAUGGAGCUCUGCGUCAUUCAGUUUUACCCUUAGGAUACGUCCAACACUCAGCAAUUGGUAUUCGAAGAUACUUAGGUUCCGGAAGAAAAAGUUUGCAAACGCAGAAGACGUAUUCCCGUCGCUCUCAGGUAUCGUGAGAGAGUACAUCAGCCAUCAUGACGAUGUUUAUGUCGCUGGGCAUUGGAAACGUGACUUUCUCCGAGGGUUACUUUGGCAUUCCGUAACCUAUGAGCUGGAGGAAGGUCGGGAGACUCUAUUGAGAAAUCUGUCAUUUCCUCGUCUUUACAUCGCUCCCUCGUGGAGUUAUCUAAGCAGGACUGAGCCUGGAGAGCACGGCAUCAAUUUCCAUCAAGUGCUUAAUGAGGGCCAUUUCCGCAGCAUGGUCAAAAGUGCGGAUGCCUGGACGACACCCGCCGGACAAGAUCCUUAUGGAAGAAUUCUCGCAGGAGCGGCUCGUAUCAAGGGAAAAGUUAUCACAUGUCAGUCCAAUUUGUCAAAGAUACAUGAUGACAUAUUCACAACUUGUGACAUCUUUCAAAUUCGUGUUGAUGGAGCAUAUGCUGCUACCUGCCAAUUGGAUUGGCCGGUCAACGGUGAUUGGGAAUCCAGCCAUGACUUGUCCCUGCUAUUGCUUGGAAGCACUUGUCGCCGUUUGCAAGAUGGCCGUCCCACAACUCAUUAUCUUGACAAGCAAUACAAUAAGGGUGGCAACGACGGCAGCGGGAGCGGCAGAAGCGAUAGAAGUCACGUCGGAGAGUCCACCGACGGAGAACCAGGCGGUAAAAAUCACCAACCAUUUGCUGUUGAAGAAUCCACCGUUUCAUUAGCGUUGCUAAAUAUCAAAGAAACGGUCGAACCUGAAACAGGAAACGACGAAGACGAAGGGGUAAGCCGUUGCUGCGAGUCGGGUUGCGCCGGGAGCAGUCCUCAAAUUACGGACGAUGAAACCGACUCCGACGUGUCGUCCAGCGAGACCUCGCACAAACUUUGCCCUAUUUGCGGCCACUGCAUGAAAUGCUGCACAAGUGAAGCAAAUCGUCAUGCCUGGGGCCUGAUUAUCCAUCCAGCACUGGAGCCGGGUCAAUAUUUUAGGGUUGGGGUGUUCACCUCACGGUCGGAUGGCCCUGGAAGCAUCUGCGGUACUCGUUUGUUCGAUCAAGCCGACUAUCAGGAGAUUGAUAUAAUCUAA